AUGGCAGCCUCACGAUCCGUCUCGAUUACAUACGUACCAGCAGAUUGCGGAUCAAUCAUCCCCGGCAAAUCCAAAGCUCCUAAAGCCUUUCAGGACGUGGGAAUCGUCAGUAAACUACGAGACGUCGGUAUAUCGUCUAUCUCAGAGCAUCAUGCGCUGAAGUCACCGGCAACCUUUUCUACAGCAACCUUUGCUCUAGGCGGUGUCCGAAAUGAGGAUAUCAACAUCUCUGUCUGUGGAGACGUUGAACGCACCAUCAGCAAGAACCUCGAUUCUUCAUCCGACCAACCUGAAUUCCAGCUCAUCCUCGGUGGCGAAUGCUGUAUGCUGCCUGCUAUUCUCUCUGCCUUUUGGAAACACGCAGAGUCGCAGUCUUCUCCCAAGCGUGUUGGUUUGAUUUAUAUCGACGCUGAUACCGAUCUUACCUCUCCAACAGAUCCUGCAUCUAUCGGGACGUUUGCCGGGAUGAAUAUGGCACAUCUCGCACGACUGCCCGGCGCACUUCCACGCAUGGAGCAAUUCUCCCGUUCAUCUGGCGGACCUGUCUGCGAUGCCACCAACACCGUGUUCUUUGGCACCAACAUGUCUCUACCGGGAAACAAACCAGAGCAUUUCAAGUAUCUUUUUGACAACAACUACAAGGUCGUCAGUUCAGCUUCUGUUGCCAAAGAUCCUGAACAGCGGGCGAGGGAAACACUGGAAUAUCUGAAAGAUAAGGUUGAUAUCAUCAUGGUUCAUUUGGACGUUGACUCGAUUGAUCCCGGAACGUUUCCUUUGGCGAAUGUGCCAAACUUCACGGGAGUUGAAUUCGACAACAUGAUGAGAGCGCUUAAAGUGCUGCUUGGCAGUGACCAUGUUACAGGUCUCACUGUUGCGGAGGUCAAUCCAGAUCACGACCCUGGGCUGGCUAUGGUUGAGAGACUCACCUCUCGCAUAGUUGAAAUGUUAGCAGCCAGAUAG
Molecule: messenger RNA, 960 nt
Organism: Fusarium sp. VM40
Lineage: Eukaryota; Fungi; Ascomycota; Sordariomycetes; Hypocreales; Nectriaceae
Source: the annotation of a GenBank genome assembly